AUGCCUGCUCUGGCGCGGCGCUGGCACAGGUCCGGCACGUGCGAAAUAAGUCGUAACCCAGAAACUUACAGUGGUAUAUCUGCAGGCUGCUGUGCUGGUGUGCUUGUAGUAUAUGGAGUUGUCGAAGCAGUGGUCGGCAUUCUUGUAGUGUCCGUAAACACAGAAGUUGACGGUACUGGUGUAGUAGUUGAUGGUGUAGCAGUCAUCGUUGUGGGACUCAUCGUAGUGGUUGAGCUUGACUGCGGAAAUGAUGUAGUGCUAAGAUUCGGGAUGAGAGUUGCGGGAGCUCCCGGUGUUUCAGUCAUUAGUGGAAUCUGA
Messenger RNA from Cylicostephanus goldi, 318 nucleotides. NCBI's taxonomy places the organism in Eukaryota, Metazoa, Nematoda, Chromadorea, Rhabditida, Strongylidae. The record is from the annotation of a GenBank genome assembly.